AUGGCAGCGGGGUUCCGCCGGCGGCUCGCCUGCCUCACCGCCCCCAGGGCCUCCUCCUACCUCCGCCGCACGCGCCACAAGAAGCUCUCCUACGCCCGCGCCCGCUCCGCCAGCCUCCCCGGCCGCUUCCACCCGGUCGUCGCCGGCCUGCACGACACGGCCAACGAGGUGCUCGGGUGGACCGAGGCACCGGCGCAGGCUGGCACGGAGUGGAUCGGUGACGGUGUGGGACACCUCGGCCGGCUCCUGGCCGGCCUCACCGACCUGCUCCACCACCCGCAGGCGCAGGACCCGCUCCGGCACUCGCGGCGGCCGGGCGGCAAGGCGGCCGCGCCGUGGGCGGAGCGGCUGCUGGACGACCUCCUCCUCCUCGCCGACUCCCACGGCUGCUUCCGCGAGGCGCUGCUGUCCCUGAAGCAGCUGCUCGCCGAGGCCCACGCCGCGGUCCGCCGACGCGACGCGGCGCGCCUCGCAGCCGCUCUGCGCGCGCGCCGCCAGUCCGACCGCGACAUCUCCCGCCUCGCCUCCACAUUGCGGGCUCUCUCCCACCGUUCUUGCUCCUCCGCCGCGUCGACGUCCGACUCCGGCGAGGCCGCGCUCGCCGAAGCCGUUGCGGCCGCGACCUGCGCCGCGGCGGCCGCGUCCGCAGCCAUCUUCGCCGGGCUCGCCUCCGCCUCCGCCUCCUCCGCAUCGCGCGCAUUGACGUCCCCGACGUCGGCCUCUUCUCCCGCGAAGGCCGCGCCGGUGUGGUGGUCCUCCGGAUCGCCCCGUGGCACCAAGGAGACACCUCCGGAAGAAUGCUGCGACGAGGAGGAGGACGAGAAGAGAGCGGCCAUGGAACGGCUGCGGGGCCUCGAGGAGUGCGUCGUGGCCGCCGAGGACGGCUGCGAGCAGGUGUACCGCGCGCUCGUGAACGCGCGGGUGUCUCUGCUCAACGUCCUCACGCCCUGCUUUUGA
Messenger RNA from Triticum turgidum subsp. durum (durum wheat), 957 nucleotides. The record is from the annotation of a GenBank genome assembly. Lineage: Eukaryota; Viridiplantae; Streptophyta; Magnoliopsida; Poales; Poaceae.